AAGGAGUUAAAAAAGACAAAGGAAACCUAAGCUGCUUAUCUAUAAAGCCAACACAUUAUUCUUACCCUUUUGCCCACACUUAUACCCCAUCAACCUCUACAUACACUCACCCACAUGAGUGUCUCUACAUAAACACUACUAUAUAGUACUGGUCCAAAGGUACAAGUUGAGGGAGAGAGUGAGAAGAAGCAAUUUUGUUAUAUUCAAGAAACAAUAAAAAAUAAAGUUAUUUUUGUAAUACAGAGAGGAAAGAAAAUAGAAAGAUGAAGAUUUGGUGUGCUGUUUGUGAUAAAGAAGAAGCUUCGGUGUUUUGUUGUGCGGAUGAAGCAGCUCUUUGUAAUGGUUGCGAUCGCCAUGUUCAUUUCGCCAAUAAACUAGCCGGGAAACAUCUCCGGUUCUCUCUCACUUCUCCUACUUUCAAAGAUGCUCCUCUUUGUGAUAUUUGCGGGGAGAGGCGUGCAUUAUUAUUUUGCCAAGAAGACAGAGCAAUACUAUGCAGAGAAUGUGACAUUCCAAUACAUCAAGCUAAUGAGCACACUAAGAAACACAAUAGAUUCCUCCUUACCGGCGUUAAGAUCUCUGCCUCCCCGUCAGCCUACCCAAGAGCCUCCAAUUCCAACUCUGCUGCUGCAUUUGGUCGAGCCAAAACCCGACCAAAAUCAGUAUCGAGCGAGGUCCCGAGCUCGGCCUCCAAUGAGGUAUUUACGAGCUCUUCUUCGACGACCACGAGCAAUUGCUAUUAUGGGAUAGAAGAAAACUACCAUCACGUGAGCGAUUCGGGGUCGGGAUCGGGUUGUACAGGUAGUAUAUCCGAGUAUUUGAUGGAGACAUUACCGGGUUGGAGAGUGGAGGAUUUGCUUGAACACCCUUCUUGUGUCUCCUAUGAGGAUAACAUUAUUACUAAUAACAAUAACAGUGAGUCUUAUAGGGUUUAUGAUGGUUCUUCACAAUUCCAUCAUCAAGGGUUUUGGGAUCACAAACCCUUCUCUUGAACUUAUUUCUGUCGAAUUAUAGUCUUUUUUUUAUAAGUUGGGGUUUGUAAUCAUGAAUCCAAACCAACUUGUUGUUUUCGUUUUUUAGUAUUGUUGUUUCUAUAUUUAUCUCACAUUAUGAUUUUAAAUUUAUUUUGUCAACCAAUCCUCUUUUAAUCUUAGUUUCUUUUUCUUUGAAUUUAAUUUCAGGUAUUUGUUGUAUUGAUAUCUAUACACUGUAACAGAUGAAGAAGAUCUGGAUACGUAUUUGAAAUCGAUAUGAAUCAAUGACAUUCCGUAAGGGAUUAGCCGAAAUUUUAGUCAAACAGUGCCUGGCACCACUUUGAGAAAACAGAGCUCCAACACUAAAAACUGUGAACUUUUUAAAAAUAAAAUCGUAAACUAAUACAAUGUAGUAUCAUAACUUUUGGAUUAAAAAACACCAGACUAG
Molecule: messenger RNA, 1422 nt
Organism: Arabidopsis thaliana (thale cress)
Lineage: Eukaryota; Viridiplantae; Streptophyta; Magnoliopsida; Brassicales; Brassicaceae
Gene: BZS1
Product: B-box zinc finger family protein
Exons: 2
Coding region: 264-992 (242 amino acids)
Biological process (GO): regulation of DNA-templated transcription
Cellular component (GO): nucleus
Molecular function (GO): transcription cis-regulatory region binding; zinc ion binding
Source: RefSeq, marked reviewed